Messenger RNA from Thamnophis sirtalis, 225 nucleotides. The record is from RefSeq and is a predicted model, not a curated record. NCBI's taxonomy places the organism in Eukaryota, Metazoa, Chordata, Lepidosauria, Squamata, Natricidae.
UNCAAAUGUUUAUUCAUCCAUCCAAACUGUAAAUAUGAUGCCAAAUGCACCAAACCAGAUUGUCCUUAUACUCAUGCCAGUCGACGGGCACCACAACCACCUCCUAAACAAGUUCCAGCUCCAGCCCCACCAGCAUCUUCUACCAGCCAGCUUUGCCGCUUUUUCCCUGCGUGUAAGAAAAUGGAAUGUCCUUUUUACCAUCCCAAAGUAUGUAUCGUAGAUUGA